Molecule: messenger RNA, 920 nt
Organism: Pogonomyrmex barbatus (red harvester ant)
Lineage: Eukaryota; Metazoa; Arthropoda; Insecta; Hymenoptera; Formicidae
Gene: mRpS2
Product: mitochondrial ribosomal protein S2
Biological process (GO): translation
Cellular component (GO): ribosome; mitochondrial small ribosomal subunit
Molecular function (GO): structural constituent of ribosome
Source: RefSeq, a predicted model, not a curated record
AGAUAUAACCGAGUGCUCCCUAGAAUUUGCGGGCAGGGCCGCCAAUCUCGCGACGACUAGAGGAAAGGGUUCAAUUAACACGUUGAAAUAAAGCAUAAAGGCGGAAAACAAAAUUAAUGUCAACACACACAAUGUCCAUAUUUGCAAGGCGGAUACUUUCAUCCAACUUCUCGAAGGAAUGGCGAUAUUUGUGGCCUGUCAACUAUAAUUCAUAUCUUCAACAGUGUCAACUAUCGACUCAAUCUCAACCAAAUGUGGAAAAAUCCGAUCUAUCUAACAUCUCAGAAACUUCAGAAAUUAUAACAAUAAAUCCACUAAAACAUCCAGAUUUCUUCCAAGUGCACAAGCUGUUCACUGUAAAGGAUCUUUAUGAUGCAAGGGUUCAUUAUGGUCACAAGGAGACUUCAUUGAAUGAGCAAAUGGAAACAUUCAUAUUUGGUUCCAGACUAGGACAUUUGAUAAUCGAUCUUGAUCAAACUGCCGAAUUGUUAAGACAGGCAUUAAAUUUUAUCGCUCACAUCGCUUUCCGAGGUGGUAUAAUCCUGUUUAUCUCACGCAAUCCUCAGUUCACAUAUAUAGUAGACAAAACCGCCAAGGAGUGCAAGGAAUUCUCACAGACAAGAUACUGGCGACAGGGACUCUUUCCAAAUUCCAGGAAUCAGUUCAAGGCAAUGACACGAUUGCCUGAUCUAUGCAUUUUUCUCAAUACUUUCGACACUGUCCUUGUUGAGCACAUGGCAGUAAGGCAUACGGCGAAGAUGAACAUACCUAGCGUUGGUAUAGUUGACACGAAUUGCAAUCCAAAUCUUAUAACAUACCCUGUGCCUGGAAAUGACGAUUCUCUAUGUUCCAUUGAACUCUAUUGUUCGUUAUUCAAAGAAGCUAUUCUCAGAGGAAAAAAGGCUAGAGAACGACUAAUG